Molecule: messenger RNA, 3425 nt
Organism: Paralichthys olivaceus (Japanese flounder)
Lineage: Eukaryota; Metazoa; Chordata; Actinopteri; Pleuronectiformes; Paralichthyidae
Gene: cmtr2
Product: cap methyltransferase 2
Biological process (GO): 7-methylguanosine mRNA capping
Cellular component (GO): nucleus; cytoplasm
Molecular function (GO): methyltransferase cap1 activity
Source: RefSeq, a predicted model, not a curated record
CCCACUCUCUACACGCACGCGCGGUGUCGUUCUGCGUCACGUGAUGCCACAGCUUCCUGUUUGCAGCCAUUAGUCCGGUGUGGAGGAUGAGCUCAGGAAAUGGGACCAGGAGGAAAGUCAAGCCGCAACAUUUCAGUGACAUGGUGGCGUCUGACCCCGACACACUGUUCGAGAUUCAAGGUCUUUUCAGUAAAGUCAGAAUCUACGCGAAGCCGUCCAAUGGCGAGUGGCGUAUCCCAGAUCCGAACGCUGCUCUCAGACACACGGCGGAGGAGCGAUGUCGGCUGCCGGCCCUGAAAGUGGCUCUGAACGCUGUGAAGAACCAGCUAAGCGACAAGAACAUCCAGGUCUGGCAUCAGCACACCAACUCCACCAAUCGGGCGGGUAAGGUGAUCGCCGCAGUGCGUUCUGCUGCCAAUGCAGAGAUCUGCACUCAGGCCUGGUGCAAGUUCUAUGAGAUCCUGGGAACCUUUAACCUUCUUCCAGAGGAGGCUCUUCAGAGCGGAGAGCUGAACACUGUCCACCUGUGUGAAGCUCCGGGGGCAUUUAUAGCCGCUCUGAACCACUACAUCAAAACCAGCGAAGCCACACGCUACUGCGACUGGAGCUGGGCAGCCAACACUCUCAACCCAUACCACGAGGCCAACGGGGGGAACACGACCAUCGCAGAUGACCGGUUAAUUGCCAACACGCUGCCCUGGUGGUUCUUUGGUUCAGACAACACAGGCAACAUCAUGCUCCAGAAACACGUGCUGGAGCUGCAGGUGUUUGUGUCUAACAUGCACAGAGUGGAUUUGGUGACGGCAGAUGGUAGUUUCGACUGCCAGGAGAACCCGGACGAGCAGGAGGCGCUGGUGGCGUCGCUGCACUACUGUGAGGUCACAGCUGCACUGUUGCUGCUGAGCCCCGGUGGCUCCUUUGUGCUGAAGAUGUUCACUUUGUACGAACACUCCUCCAUCUGCUUACUCUACCUGCUGAACUGCUGUUUCCGCUCUGUCAACGUUUUCAAACCUGCCACCAGCAAGGCCGGCAACUCCGAGGUUUACGUAGUGUGUCUGAACUAUGACGGCAAGGAAGCUGUGAGGCCUCUGCUCUCUAAAAUCAUUCGAAAUUAUGGUCCAGAGCUGGCCGACCGAGAGGCUCUCUUCCCAAAUGAACUAAUUCCAGCAUCGUUUCUGAAACAGCACGACGAGGUGUGCUCCUACUUCCACAUGCUGCAGGUGGAGACGAUCACAGAAAACCUGCAGCUGUUUGAAAAUAUGAGCACAGAGCAAAGGCAGCGGCUCGACCACGUCAGGGACUGUGCGGUUCAUGAAUACCUGCAGCGAUUCCAGGUGAGCUUCCUUCCACGGAGCCGAUGGAUCUCUCGUAACACUGUGAGUCCCGCGUGCUGCAGCGUCUCAGGGGGUCGACCUCCAGGGCAGAGGAAGCAAACAGGGUCCUUUAAUGAGCGAAGGGAGCUGCAGAACUUGACCUGGAGGGAGCGCAUCGAGAAGGGUUACCAUGCCACAUGGAUACAAAGACACUGCACCGAGGCCGGUGGGACAGGCUGCGUGCUGGAAGGCCCCCUGUCCAAGUGUCACAUGGAUUCGUGGUUCGUUAUUGUCGGGGCUGCGCUGCCUGCUCUCAGAAACUCUCCGUUCUGUGAAGGAGCGCUGUUAAACCACCUGAAUGAAGCCCUGAUGGACACGGUAGUCGACUGGACUCGUGUACGUCCCUGUGACUCUUGCCAUGUGGUUUGUGCAGCCUCCAUCUUGUCCAGUCUUGCAGGUGACAGUGGCGGGAACAAAAAGAAGAGACAGUGUCUGGUGUUUGGCAACCGCACAGUCUGGUGUGCAUGUGAGAACCAAAUUGAGGACUUGGUCUUAAUAUUUUCUGCGGAGCCUUCACUUCCUCAAAGAGGCUGCAUUACCCUGCACGACGGGGAGCCGCUGUACCAGCAGCAGCUCGUCGGCUGUGUUGUGUUUUCCCUGCAGACGCUGAACUCUGGGGAUGCCCUGCUGCUGCCUGUGUUUUCUGCCCUCACACGUGUCACAGCAGCUGUUGUAUUCUGCCUGCAUGUGUGUUUUCGCUCAGUCACAUUCAGGUGUCCGCCCCCCUCCGGUGUUGUCGGGACGGUGCUUGUGUGCGUUGGCUUCUGCGCCGACGCUGCCGCUCGAAUACUGCCCGUUCUCACAGACCUUCACAACUGCAUGAGUCAGCUGUUGAGUGGAGAGGGGGGUGAAAGUCAGCCUCCUGGCUGGGACAGACAGGUGCUGCAGUUUGUUCCCAUGGAGGAGCUGCUCACUGGAGGACUGAUGGAGUUCCUGUGGACCAUGAACUCUGAAAUCAUCCGACAGAAGCUGCAUCUUCUCAUGCAUCAGUCUUAGCGCAGGUUAUUGAGCGAUGACGUGAUUGUUUCAGGACCGGUCUUAUCAUUUUUAACUGCACAAGUUCGAUCAGGAGUCUUUCUUGUGUGCUGAUAUUAAAAAAGUAAUUAACCUCUUAUAACAGUGUCCAAAUCCUGGUAGACAGAUCAACAUUCACACAGAACCAAAGAUAUGGUCAGUUUAUCAGAAUCUUUUUCCUUGUCAUAAAGAGGCAACUCCAUUUCCCACAAUGCAACUCAACUACGGACAGUUAGGUUUAAGAAUCAUGUGUGUUAUGUAAAUAGCAGCUCAUGUAGCCCCGAGCCUCAAGCAGGGAUGAAGAGUGGGCUGCAGAGGUGUGGUAAGCUCGCUUCUUUCAAACGCCACACCUCCAGAUUCUUUUCUGCCGGUUUCCUCACGCAGCUCCCUUGAGAACCAUUCAGACACAACGUUUUUCACCCAUGCAGUUCUACUGUGAAACAAUGUUUUGGAUAAACGUGUGUUUUUUCGGACUGUUCAGUGUCCUGUCCGGUGCAUAUGUUCUGUUAUAAAUAUCCACUCAGAGGUGAAGGAUCCAUGUUAAAGACUUUAUUUGAUGUCAUAAAAUUAAAUAAAUCAUAGAAGAACUAAACAUCAGAUGACACUUAAAUAUCAACUAUAAACAUCUGAACAAAAUUCACUCUUUUUUGUAUCUAUUUAUCUUGAAGUGCCUGUUGUCUUUAGCGACACAUUUUUUUAUCCUUUUGUGUUGGAUCUUUUUUUUCUGAGACAUUGUGCAGUUUGUAACCAACUUCCUAUUCACCAAUUCAUUUCUCUUUCGUGUCCAGUGAGGAAAAUAUUUUGUCUUCAUAUGAAAGGACGCACUGAGUGCACUAAAUUUAGACCAUGCAGGUAUAAGUACUGCAUGGUUUAAUCAAACAUACACAUUAGCUUCAAUAAAAAAAUGAUUUGUAUAUUUGUAGUUUUUGCAUUUGAUUACAUGUAGAUUUUAGUUUGGGUUUCUGUUUUCUAAUAUAGAUAUAUUGUUACUGAAGAGAUUAUUUCCAUACAGAAAAAAUAAAUAAAUAUUUGCACUGA